CCAGUAACAGUAAAGGGUUACUACAAUGGGAAGCUUGCCAACAUUGCUGCUACUGUGCCUUUGCCUAGCAAAAGCACACGGUGCCGUUUAUUCACCCGGAGGUGGUGGCGUUUACGGAGGCGACUCGUCACCGAAAGAUGCCGGCGGGGAUCCAGUGUUUGCUGUGCUGCCGAGCCAGGACGUCAAUCCGGACUACUAUACGACCCAGACGGUGUAUGGAUUUCUCGAUUUUACCACCACCAUCGGCAACACGGUGAUGAUCUUUUCACCACAAAGUGCCGCACCGGUUGUGACAGAACCACCUAAAACGACGGCUCCACCUCCACCGGUCAUCGAAACGACUCCCACCACCACCACUACCACGGAAGAAGUGGUCAGGGAGAUUAGGCCAAGCAAAACGGUCGUACUACCGGUACAGCCCAAAGAGAAGGUCAGCAUCGUGCAGGUACUGCCGGAAACUCCAAAACCUCCAACAACGAAGCCAAUCGGUCCACUGAAGUUCGUCCCCAAAGCCGUACCGAAGGUAGCCAUCAAACCGAUCCUUAAGCCGAAACCAAAAAUCGUCGAGGUGGCUCCAGUCAAGGUGGAACCCGUACCACAGCAGGAACAACCUCAGCAGGAUCGUUUCAUCGUCAAGCCAGUGCCGAAAUCGGUUAUUAUUAAGCCAGUGGCACCGGUUGUGAAGGUAGUGGCAACGAAGGUUGAACCAACGACAACGACGACCGAAUCAGCUCCGGAAAUUGAAUCAGAGGAAGAACAGGAGGAGGAAAUCGAGCCAGAACAGGAACAACAGGAGGCAGAGCAACAGGAGGAGCACGAUCAAGAGGAGGUAGAUGAUGAAGAAGAAGAAGAGGAGGAAAUUGAACCAAAGGAACAACCACAGCACGAAGAAACCUCGAGCGAGAAGGAAGAAGGAAAUGAUGAAACGGUUGAACCGGUUCAGGUGACAGAGAAAUCGAAGAUGCUCGUUGUGGAGGCAGUCAAACCGGUGACUACUACCACAACGACAGAAGAGCCUGAAGCAGUGGUAGCUACUUCUGAGGAUCAGCACGAAGAACACUCGCCGAUAAUGUUCUCCAACAUUUCGGAAGAUGAAGUGAAACCUGCUGCUGAAGUGAAGGAAGGCCAGAGUCAGAGUGCUUCCGUUGACGGAGCUGCGGAACAGCAGCAGAACGCAGAAACUCCAGAAGAGGAAACUAACGCAGAAGAGGACGAAGACGAUGAGGAAGAGGAGGACGAUGAACCAGUACCGGUGCUGCAGAUUGGCAACAACAUCGGUGAGCCAGAGUACGACUUUCUUUCACGCCAACCGUCCGAGUUCGUGGAGGAAACGUUCCGCGUCGUCAAUCUGCGACCGACGGCAGCCGCAUCACAGCCGGCAGCCGCUACUGUCCCUGCGUCAGCACCGCGCGAGAAGGCGGCCAAACCGAAGCGAGGUAAUAAGGGCAGAACCCAUCCGACCGGCCUGGUGACGACGCUCGGUGGCACCGUGGUUAAGGAGGGCGUUACCACCGUCCACGAGACCAGCGUGAUCGGCACCUACAUUUCAGGAAAGUAUGCGCAGGUCCUACAAAGCACAUCUCAUGUCAUUCAAGGUAACCAAGGAGGAGCGGCAGCGAACGGCAACGGUGCAGCGGGGGCCAGCCCGGCCACCGAUGGCCGACGGCCCAAGCUAAACCCGAGCUCAACGCUACGCAUCCUGAAGACGGCAGCACCGGCACUCAACAAGACGCCACGGUACAGCCCGGAGGCGGCCUCGAUCAUUACGCCGUCGCCAGCAACGCACGCACUCGAGGACACUGGGCUGCCGCUGGAGAACCUGUUCGCCAGCCAGCCCAGCUCGAGUCUGGUGCGACCGUCGCGUCGUCUGCCCGGUAGCGCUAGCGGUAACUUCAAGAACCGUCUGAAGAACCGCAUCAGCAAGGACGAGAAUGAUCUGCAGGAGCAGGCCGUUGAGAGCGAACUCGUCACACCGCAAUCCACCGUGACGCCACAGCCGACCUACGGCAAGAAGCCGGGCAACCGGUACCGCAACACGCAAAUCGUUAAGCCCGUCGGCAAGAAUACAAGAUAUAACCGUUAUUCUACAUCUAGCGUGGAGGUGGCCACAGUAUCCGUUUAUAGCGAGCCGAAUCCGACGCCCGGCUCGGGCUAUCAGAACCGGCGCAAUAAAUCCUCACGUAACGGUUUUAAACCAACAUCAUCCCACAGUGUGUCGACCGUACAGCAGCAGCAACCAGACUCGGCGACCAGGCGAUCGUUCAAACCGAAACCACAGCCGUCCGGUCUGCAGGAUCAGGAACCGGGCCAGACCACCAGUCUGUACAAGUUUAAGCUGAACCGGUCGCCGGGCCGCUGGCAGUACAAGUCGCCCGCCAAGCCGACGGUCGCGAUCCGGAAGCAGAGUGCGGUUAAGCCCAAGGAUCAGGUACUGGAAAAUCUCACGACCGCACCGAUUUCCGACACAUCCGUACAGUCUAAUGAUAUUGCGCAGUCACCCGAACAUGCGGAAAAGGUGGACACUGAUGCGGACCUGGACCAGUCCGGCUCGGUACAUGGGAAUGUGCUGAAUGACGCGGAGAACGACAACCAGAUCGAGCGCCGCUACCCGAUCGAGACGCUGAAGGUGGAGAUAUCGACGCCAGCCGAUUUCCGGGACACGUACUACGAGAUUGCGACCAUCAAGUCACCCUACACCUUCCAGGUGGGAACAGUGAAGAACACACGCUACAUCACAGUCACCUCGACUAUUGAGAAGGUACUGGAGCAGGAGACAGCUACCAUUACACCAUCGCUGACGGAACCACUGACCGAGAACAUUUUGGCCACAACGACUCACAUCGACAAGGAGAGCAAUCUGCUCGACUCGAGCAUUGCCACGCUGCCACCAAUUUCGCUCGGCUUAGACACGGAAACGCCUCCGCUUGAGACGCUUACGGAAACGUUCAGCACCACCCAGGCUAUGCUCAAGACGCACAUUCUGCCUGUGAUCCGAGACGGUGACACUACGAGCUACACACUCAUUCAGACGUACCAUGUGACGCGCUUGGUAACCGCCACCAAGACACUGCCGCCGAUGGAGUUGUACCACUUCGUACCUUCACGUACACUGAACGAGUUCAACAGCCGAUUGGAUGAGGCAGGAUCGGAGCUGCAUCUGGAGCUCGAGUUCGGAGACGACAACGAAAACGAUGAUGAAGAUAAGCCUAAGCGCGAACGACUACCCUCGGAUCUGGAUCUGUCGAGCAUUGGAUCCGACUUUGAUCUGUCCGAGGUGGACAAGACUAACAUCCCGGAGAACAUUCGCCCGAAGAAGAAGAUCACGGGAAGCAACAAGGACAACCGUGUUACCACUGAAGCACCGGUAACUACGCCAGCUCUUACGCCCGAACAGCUACAGCAGCUUGCGCUUCUUCGUCUGCUCAAUCCGGCUGCGGCUGCCCAGAUUCCAUCGGUAAUUACCUCCUCCAAGCCAGUGAUCAAGCUUGAAACGGUGUACGAAUCGCACGUACUUCCCAUCAUCAAUGGAGCAAACACGAUCCUCAGCACGAUUUCUCGCCCCAUCGGCACAAUCACCAAGACUAGCUACGAGGUGGUCACGACCACACUGCCCACCCUUCCGAUUCCACCAAUUCCACAGCUUAACCCACUGCUGCUCCAACAGCAGCAACAGCAGCAGCAGCAACAGCAGCUUCAGAUUCAAUCGACCCCUGUCGUCACGCAGACCAUCGUCACCGAGACGAACAGUAAGGUGUUGAAGCUAACGUUCGGUGCCAAGACAGCCUACACUACGCUCUACUCGACGACAGUUGUCCCGACGGUGUUGACAACCUACCUUACACAGUCGGUAUCCGUGCAGCCAACGGCGGCCGCCGCAUUCCCGGGAUUUUUCCCGAAUCCUUACGCACCGUUCCCGUUCGUCGGCUAA
Messenger RNA from Anopheles maculipalpis, 3928 nucleotides. RefSeq names its product proteoglycan 4. The coding region runs from base 26 to 3928 and encodes 1300 amino acids. The record is from RefSeq and is a predicted model, not a curated record. Lineage: Eukaryota; Metazoa; Arthropoda; Insecta; Diptera; Culicidae. The transcript is spliced from 5 exons.